UGUGCCCCUAAUAAUGGCUACUUUAUGAUCCCUUUGUAUGAUAAGGGGGAUUUCAUUCUGAAGAUUGAGCCUCCCCUAGGGUGGAGUUUUGGCAAGCACGACAGUGCGUGUAACCAACUCCAAUGCCAAUGCGGCCAGUCCCCUCAUAGUUGCUGGCUACAAUGUGUCUGGCUCUGUCCGAAGUGAUGGGGAGCCCAUGAAAGGGGUGAAGUUUCUUCUCUUUUCUUCUUUAGUAACUAAAGAGGAUGUCCUGGGCUGCAAUGUCUCACCAGUGCCUGGGUUCCAGCCCCAAGAUGAGAGUCUGGUGUAUUUGUGCUACACGGUCUCCAGAGAAGAUGGCUCAUUCUCCUUCUAUUCAUUGCCAAGUGGGGGCUACACUGUGAUUCCGUUCUAUCGAGGGGAGAGGAUUACCUUUGAUGUGGCACCUUCCAGACUUGACUUCACGGUGGAGCAUGACAGCCUGAAAAUCGAGCCCGUGUUCCACGUCAUGGGAUUCUCCGUCACCGGGAGGGUCUUGAACGGACCCGAAGGAGAUGGUGUUCCAGAAGCAGUAGUCACUUUGAAUAACCAAAUCAAAGUGAAAACAAAAGCUGAUGGCUCAUUCCGCCUUGAGAACAUAACCACAGGGACAUACACCAUCCAUGCUCAGAAAGAGCACCUCUACUUUGAAACGGUCACCAUCAAAAUUGCACUGAACACACCUCAGCUGGCUGACAUUAUUGCAACAGGGUUCAGUGUCUGUGGUCAGAUAUCAAUCAUUUGCUUCCCCGACACUGUCAAGCAGAUGAGUAAAUACAAAGUUGUUCUUCAAGACAAGGACAAGUCUUUGGUCACCGUGGAGACGGAUGCUCAUGGAUCAUUUUGUUUUAAAGCAAAACCAGGGACUUACAAAGUUCAGGUGAUGGUUCCUGAGGCAGAGACCAGAGCAGGGCUGACAUUGAAACCCCAGACAUUUCCCCUUACUGUGACCGACAGGCCCGUGAUGGAUGUGGCCUUUGUACAGUUCUUGGCAUCAGUUUCUGGGAAAGUCUCUUGUUUGGACACCUGCGGUGACUUGCUGGUGACUCUACAGUCCCUGAGCCGCCAGGGUGAGAAGCGGAGCCUCCAGCUCUCUGGCAAGGUCAACUCCGUGACUUUCACCUUUGACAACGUGCUCCCUGGAAAAUACAAAAUAGGCAUCAUGCAUGAGGAUUGGUGCUGGAAGAACAAGAGCCUGGAGGUGGAAGUGCUAGAGGAUGAUGUGUCUGCAGUUGAGUUCAGGCAGACGGGCUACAUGCUGAGAUGUUCCCUGUCUCACGCCAUCACUCUGGAAUUUUAUCAGGAUGGAAAUGGACGUGAGAAUGUGGGGAUUUAUAACCUCUCCAAAGGAGUCAACCGAUUCUGCCUGUCCAAGCCUGGUGUGUACAAAGUGACCCCUUGCUCCUGCCACCGGUUUGAGCAAGCGUUCUACACCUAUGACACGUCCUCACCUAGUAUCUUGACAUUGACAGCCAUUCGCCACCAUGUCCUUGGAACUAUCACCACCGACAAAAUGAUGGAUGUCACUGUGACUAUCAAGUCGUCCAUCGACAGUGAACCUGCCUUGGUCUUAGGCCCUCUGAAGUCUGCGCAGGAGCUGCGGAGGGAGCAGCAGCUGGCUGAGAUCGAGGCCCGCAGGCAGGAGAGGGAGAAGAAUGGCAAAGAGGAAGACGAAGAAAGAAUGAUCAAGCCUCCCGUGCAGGAGAUGGUAGAUGAGUUACAAGGCCCCUUCUCAUAUGAUUUCUCUUACUGGGCACGGUCUGGAGAGAAAAUCACUGUUACACCAUCAUCUAAAGAGCUGCUCUUUUAUCCCCCUUCAAUGGAAGCCGUUGUCAGUGGAGAAAGCUGCCCAGGGAAGCUGAUCGAGAUCCAUGGGAAGGCAGGCCUGUUUUUAGAAGGCCAGAUCCACCCCGAGUUGGAAGGAGUCGAGAUUGUCAUCAGUGAAAAGGGGGCAAGUUCACCCCUGAUCACAGUCUUUACUGAUGACAAAGGUGCCUACAGUGUUGGCCCCCUGCACAGUGACCUGGAGUACACGGUGACCUCACAGAAGGAGGGCUAUGUUCUGACUGCGGUGGAAGGAACCAUCGGAGACUUCAAGGCUUAUGCCCUGGCAGGCGUAAGCUUUGAGAUAAAAGCUGAGGAUGACCAGCCGCUCCCGGGAGUCCUCUUAUCCCUGAGCGGUGGCCUGUUUCGUUCCAACCUCUUGACCCAGGACAACGGCAUUCUGACAUUCUCAAACCUGGUAAUGUGUUCUGCAAUUUACCACCUGCCUGUCUUCCCUGAGAGAGAGCCAGGAUGCAGCAUGCGAGACUUAUGUGUUGCUUGACAACGUGAGAAGAGAAAACCAAUGUGGAGUG
Nomascus leucogenys (northern white-cheeked gibbon) is the source of this 2375-nucleotide messenger RNA. Its product is annotated as nodal modulator 3-like. Gene Ontology annotation, molecular function: carbohydrate binding. NCBI's taxonomy places the organism in Eukaryota, Metazoa, Chordata, Mammalia, Primates, Hylobatidae. The record is from RefSeq and is a predicted model, not a curated record. Gene Ontology annotation, cellular component: endoplasmic reticulum membrane.